ACACACCAGAACAAUUAAUUAUUAAUGAAUUUGUUGAGUACAGUGGAAAAGAACCCAUAAUCAUUGAAAAUAGUAAUCAAGAUAGUGACGAAUCAUCCUCACAAUUUGAUGAAAAUGCAUUUCCUGAUGCUUAU
Messenger RNA from Racocetra persica, 134 nucleotides. The record is from the annotation of a GenBank genome assembly. Lineage: Eukaryota; Fungi; Glomeromycota; Glomeromycetes; Diversisporales; Gigasporaceae.